Messenger RNA from Zea mays, 336 nucleotides. Its product is annotated as protein FAM32A-like. The transcript has a single exon. The coding region runs from base 1 to 336 and encodes 111 amino acids. The record is from RefSeq and is a predicted model, not a curated record. Gene Ontology annotation, cellular component: nucleolus. Lineage: Eukaryota; Viridiplantae; Streptophyta; Magnoliopsida; Poales; Poaceae.
AUGUUGGAAUACCAAAAUGUCAUUGGAGGACGGCUGCAGCUGAAGGGUAAAGCGUUGAAUGUGAAGGAUGGUGGAGUAAAGAAAAAGAAGAAGUACCAGCGUGAGGAGUCGUCUCAGACUGAAUUUGAUAAGAAUGGAGACGAAAGGAACCCACAUUCUGACUAUGACCAUCUCACACCAGCAGAGCGCCGCUACAUGGAACAGAAGCAGAAGAUCGACAUGAAGAAGAUGGCCAAAGUCGCAAACAAGUCGUACAAGGACCGCAUGCAGGACUUCAACCAGUACCUGGCUAACCUCAGCGAGCACUAUGACAUCCCCAAAGUUGGUCCUGGCUAA